Rubroshorea leprosula is the source of this 1188-nucleotide messenger RNA. Lineage: Eukaryota; Viridiplantae; Streptophyta; Magnoliopsida; Malvales; Dipterocarpaceae. The record is from the annotation of a GenBank genome assembly.
ACCUUUUUCAGAAGAAAAAAACUUUGUUUGAAGCUCUCUCAAUCAAUUAUUGAGCAAACCAUGGGUAGUUGUCUCUCUUUAUCCAUCUCGGUAGAUGAAGUUGUUAGUCGAUGCUGGGAUUUGGUUGCUGGACAAGCACAAUACAUUUGUAAGCUUGAACAAAAUCUUCAAGCAUUGGAGGCUGAGGCAACAAGAUUGACAGAGCAAAGAAAUGAUGUGAAUAGGAGGGUUCUUCUUGCAAAGGAGCAGCGCAUGGAGCCCCUUAGAACGGUAGAAGGAUGGCUUGAAAGAGUGGAGAAAGAGAUAAGAGAAGUUGGGCAGAUAAUAGAAGAUGCCCCUGCACAAAUUAAUAAUUUGUGCCUUGGAGGUUACUUUUCCAAGAGCUGCUGUUCAAGCUACAAGUUUGGGAAAAAAGUAGUACAAAAGACUAGAGAUGUGACUAAACUAAAAACCGAAGGAAAUUUUCCUGUCGUUGCUGCGAGGUGCCCAGCUGCUUCAGUGGUUAUAAGACCCAGUGAGUCUACAGUGGGUUUGGAGUCAACAUUUGACGAGGUUUGGGCAUGCGUUACUGGUCCAGGCAGCAACAUGAUUGGCCUCUAUGGCAUGGGCGGAGUCGGGAAGACAACUCUCUUAAAGCAGAUCAACAAUGAGCUGGGACAGACAAGAAAUGAUUUUGAUAUUGUGAUUUGGGCAACGGUGUCUGAAAAUCACACUAUGGAGAAAGUUCAAGAUGAGAUUGGAAUAAAGAUUGGUUAUAGUGAAGAAGAAUGGAAACAAAAAAGGGAAAUGACCAAGCUUAUCUUUACUACUCGUUCUCUUGAUGUGUGUGGUCAAAUGGAAGCUCAUAAGAAGAUCAAGGUAGACUGUUUGGUUCCAGAGAAAGCCUGGGAAUUGUUUCAAAAAAAAGUUGGAGAAGAAACCCUUGCUAGCCACCAACGAAUCCGUGGACUAGCAAAGGUAGUGGCAGAAGAGUGCAAGGGUCUGCCUCUUGCCCUCGUCACCGUAGGUCGGGCUAUGUCAUACCGGAACACACCUGAACAAUGGGAACGUGCAACAGAGAGUCUAAGGAGGUCCGUUGCUAAUCAUGUUCCUCCAGGUAUGAUGGAUGGCGUGUUUUCUGAUAAGCAAAUGUGAGCUCAUAGACUAUUGGAUUGCAGAAGGAUUUCUAAAUGAAGUUUACAAUAUUUG